Molecule: messenger RNA, 1935 nt
Organism: Spirodela intermedia
Lineage: Eukaryota; Viridiplantae; Streptophyta; Magnoliopsida; Alismatales; Araceae
Source: the annotation of a GenBank genome assembly
AUGGCCAUCACCGCCGACUCUCCGGCGACGCGGGGUUCUAUCCUCCUAGAACUUUCCGCUGCCAACGAUCUGCCUGGUUUCCGCCGCGCUCUGGAGGAAGGCCGGCUCGAGGUAGACCUGCCGGGCCCCUGGUACGGCCGGUGGGGCAGGACGAUGGGCUUCGAGCUGCGGACCCCGCUCAUGAUCGCCGCCAUGUACGGCAGCGUCGCGGUGCUGGAGUACAUUCUGGCCGUCGGCACGGUGGAUGUCAACCGGGCCUGUGGCUCCGACGGCGCCACCGCCCUCCACUGCGCCGCCGGCGGCGGCUCGCCGGCUUCGGCGGACGCCGUCAGGAUGCUGGUAGACGCGUCGGCCGACGUCGCCGCCGUCGACGGCGGGGGGAACAAGCCGGGCGACGUCAUCCCCCGGUGCCUGGCCUCUGGCGGGUCGUCAAAAACCAGGUCGCUGAAGGCUCUGCUCCGGGGUGGCGCCGCCAGCACGACGACGGCCUGCGAGGAAGACUUCUCUCCGUCGAAGAGGGAGGAGAAGAAGAGAGAGAAGGAGUACCCGCCGGACCUGACGCUCCCCGACAUCAAGAACGGCAUCUACACCACGGACGAAUUCAGGAUGUACACGUUCAAGGUGAAGCCAUGCUCGCGAGCUUACUCCCAUGACUGGACGGAGUGCCCCUUCGUCCAUCCCGGCGAGAACGCACGCCGGCGAGAUCCCCGGAAGUACCAUUACAGCUGCGUCCCCUGCCCGGAGUUUCGCAAGGGGAGUUGCCGGAACGGGGACGCCUGCGAGUACGCCCACGGGGUGUUCGAGUGUUGGCUCCAUCCGGCACAGUACCGGACCCGCCUCUGCAAGGACGAGACUGGUUGCACCCGCAGAGUCUGCUUCUUCGCUCACAAGCCCGAGGAGCUCCGCCAGCCGGGGCACUCGUCCGGUGCGCCGCCCCUGUCUCCGUCUGGCUCUGUCCUGCUAUCCCCCAAGUCGCCUGCUCUGCCUCCUCUCGAUGUGACGACCGCCGCCGCCGUGCUGAUGAACCAGUCCAUGACAUCCUCAGCCGCCUCCUCAUCCGCCGCGGCUUCUGCUGCAGCGUGGCUGAGCCAGACUGGCGGAGUGAUGACGUCGACCCCGAAGCUCCCGACGAGCCGGCUGAAGACGAGCUUGAGUUCCAGAACAAUGGAGGUGGACCUGGAUUUGAUGGGUCUGGAAGCAUACCAUCAGCAGCAGCAGCAGCAAGUAGACGACAUGGCGUCCAUGUCUUCUCCAUCUUGCUGGAAGUUCUCUCUGGGAGGAGCAUCUCCUCCUUCUGGUUACGGAGACGUGUACGGAUCGCCGGAAUCCUCGUCCCUGCUGUCGCAGCUCCAAGGCCUUUCCCUGAGACACUCCAUGGCCAGCGGCGCCAGUCAGUUUCAGCCUCCUUCCGGAAUCCAGAUGCACCAGAGCAACGUCAGCCAGCAGCUGCCGUCUGGGUACGCUGGCUCGAACCCGCAGUCCUCGCUGUCUUCAUCCUUCGGGCUACACUCGCUGGCCAACACCAUCAUGAAGUCCAAGGCUUCCGCCUUCGCCAAGCGCAGCCAGAGCUUCUGCGACCGCGGGGUGGCGGCUCGCCCAUCGGCUCUCGGUAUUGCGACCUUCGCGCCGCCGGCGCCGUCCCUCUCCGACUGGGCAUCGCCGGACGGGAAGCUCGACUGGGGCAUCCGUGGGGAGGAGCUGAGCAAGUUGAGGAAAUGCACGUCCUUUGGGUUCCGGAGCAAUGGCAACGUGGCCGCCGCGACAGCGAAGGAGCCGGACGUCUCCUGGGUCCAGUCCCUGGUGAAGGACGGCGGCGGCGUUGCAGAGCCACCGUGCCAGCAGCAGCGCUAUGAAACCGCCAGGGGCAACGAGUUCAGCAACAGUGCCACGGACAUCUUCUCUCCAUGGAUGGACCAGGAGCAGAUGGUGGCGUAA